GCAAAGGAACUCAAAGCGCUGAAGACUUAUAUUUUGUGGUGUAGUCAGGGAAAAAAUGUGACUCUGUAUUCUUGCCUAAAAGAACACCGUUGAGACCAUUUUGUUGAAAGUGAAAAAGUGUAGGAAAGCCAUAGAAAUAAUUCAUAUAGCUUCCAAUUGCGUUUCUGGACGUCACAUAAUCGAAUUGAAUCGAUUUUCACUCGUCCAUUCUAUAGUUUGUUCUAAGUCGCGGAAAAGUGGCUUUUUCGGCUGAAUAUAGUUUGAGUGUGAAAUAGACUGAGAAGAGUUCAGGGAGACUUCCCUGGGUUUUUGGCGGGAUCUCGUGAGAAGUUCACGACUGACAAUUCUGCUGGUCAACACGGCGAUAAGGAGACGCGAAGAUGGUUAAUGAAUAUGCUGGACCUCCGCCACAGGAGUUGGAGACAUUUCUGCCACAGGAAGGAGCAAAUGGAACAGUCAAAUAUAAGAUAACGCCGAGGAAAGACAUCGAGAACGGUGCCAUCAAAGAUGAAUACAAUCCCUUCAAGGAGAGAAAUCUGGAGCAUCCGACAACGGAUGGCGAGACUCUGACCCACCUGCUGAAGGCGUCGCUCGGCACGGGCAUUCUGGCGAUGCCGGUGGCGUUCAUGUACGCCGGUCUGGCGAUGGGCAUCGUGUCCACGAUCCUCACGGCCGUGGUUUGCACGCACUGCGCAUACAUUCUGAUCAAGUGCGCCCACACGCUGUACAGACGGACGAGGCAGCCGCAGAUGAGCUUCGCCGAGGUGGCGGAAGUGGCGUUUGCCAAUGGACCGAAGUGGGGCAGAGGCUUCGCCAGGCUGGCCAAGUGGACAAUCCUCAUCAGCCUGUUCGUCACUUACUUCGGCACGUGCUCCGUGUACUCCGUGAUUGUGGCCACGAAUUUCCAGCAGGUGUUCGGCCACUGGCUGGGCAUUGAGAUCAACCUGCGUGUGAUGAUCGUCAUUCUGCUGAUACCGCUGAUUCUGCUGGCGUGGGUGCCGAAUCUGAAGUACUUGGCGCCAGUGUCGAUGGUGGCAAAUGUGUUCAUGGCCCUGGGCCUGGGCAUCACAAUGUACUACCUGGUCACGGGGAUUCCGGAGAACGCUCUGGAGGAGCGCGAGCUCGUAGCACCCAUUUACACCAUUCCGGCAUUCUUCUCCAUCACCAUCUUCGCGAUGGAGGCCAUCGGCGUUGUGAUGCCGUUGGAGAAUCAGAUGAAGAGCCCAGAGAAUCUUGUGGGCAUUUGCGGCGUGCUGAACAAGGGCAUGAGUGGCGUGACGCUGGUGUACAUGCUGGUGGGAUUCAUGGGCUACUUGCGCUAUGGCGACGAGACAGAGGGCAGCAUAACGCUCAAUCUGCCCACGGAAGAGAUUCCUGCGCAGAUCGUAAAAGUUCUCAUCGCUCUGGCUGUCUUCUGCACGUUUGGUCUGCAAUUCUAUGUGUGCCUGGAGAUCGGAUGGGAUGCUAUCAAGGCCAGCUUCCCGAACAGACCCACUUUGGCCAAUUACACGAUGCGCACGGUGCUCGUGAUGGCAGCUGUGCUGCUGGCCGUGGCUGUGCCGACAAUCUCGCCCUUCAUCGGUCUCAUCGGCGCCUUCUGCUUCAGCGUGCUGGGCCUCCUAUGCCCUGUCUUCAUCGAGAUGGUCACGUACUGGGACGAGGGCUUCGGCCCCUUCAACUGGAUGAUCUGGAAGAACAUUCUUGUGUGCUUAUUUGGUGUGAUGGCGCUCAUCUUCGGCUCCAGGAGCGCCAUCCUGGACAUUCUGCUCCUCUACACAGAUCCAGACACGCCUGUGCUGGCCGCCAAUGUCACAGUCGUCUAGAAAGCCCUUCUCUGCUGCGUUCGGCAGUGCCGAACACGUAUGAUUUUCUCAUGAAUAAAGCUACAAGUAUACAAUGAAA
Molecule: messenger RNA, 1902 nt
Organism: Phlebotomus argentipes
Lineage: Eukaryota; Metazoa; Arthropoda; Insecta; Diptera; Psychodidae
Gene: path
Product: proton-coupled amino acid transporter-like protein pathetic
Exons: 6
Coding region: 381-1823 (480 amino acids)
Biological process (GO): amino acid transmembrane transport
Cellular component (GO): vacuolar membrane
Molecular function (GO): amino acid transmembrane transporter activity
Source: RefSeq, a predicted model, not a curated record